UUAUAUGGUAAUUCAGCUCCCAAUCUCCAAAAAUUAGCCAUUAGAAUUUUGGGUUUAACAGCUAGUUCUGCUGGAUGUGAGUGUAACUGGAGUGUGUUUGAGCAUAUCCAUACCAAAAAAAGAAACAGAUUGGAGCAUCAAAGAUUGAAUGAUCUAGUGUUUGUUAAGUAUAAUCGUGCUUUAAAAGCUCGUUAUGACUUGCGGAGUGUCAUUGAUCCAAUCUCGUUGGAUAACAUUGAUCAUAGUAAUGAAUGGUUGGUUGGGAAGAUGGGUAUUAAUAUGGAAGCAGAAGAUGAAUUGGUGUUUGGUGAUGACAACUUAACUUGGGGUGAUGUUUCAAGAGCGUCGGGCAGUGAGGAUGUGUUGGCAUACACAAGGCGACAAAAGAGACAGUCGGAAGUUAUUACAACUAAUGCCUCAAGUUCCCGAGCUCCACGUGUUGACAUAGAAGAUGAGGUUGAUUCAGAUGAGUCGGGGGAAGAAGAGAUUGAAGGCUAUAAAUCUAGUGAUACUGAUACCAAUGAGAAUCACCCUAUUGAGGAAGAUGAUAUGGAAGUAAUAUUAUUCUAG
Messenger RNA from Solanum tuberosum (potato), 570 nucleotides. RefSeq lists its product as uncharacterized. Bases 268 to 570 code for a protein of 100 amino acids. The record is from RefSeq and is a predicted model, not a curated record. NCBI's taxonomy places the organism in Eukaryota, Viridiplantae, Streptophyta, Magnoliopsida, Solanales, Solanaceae. The transcript is spliced from 2 exons.